Ornithorhynchus anatinus (platypus) is the source of this 2121-nucleotide messenger RNA. RefSeq names its product synaptotagmin like 1 (gene SYTL1). The record is from RefSeq and is a predicted model, not a curated record. Lineage: Eukaryota; Metazoa; Chordata; Mammalia; Monotremata; Ornithorhynchidae. Gene Ontology annotation, molecular function: neurexin family protein binding; small GTPase binding. Gene Ontology annotation, biological process: intracellular protein transport; exocytosis. Gene Ontology annotation, cellular component: plasma membrane; exocytic vesicle. The transcript has 15 exons. The coding region runs from base 296 to 1963 and encodes 555 amino acids.
GCCCGGGCCCUGGCUCCGGACCCGGCUUUGCGUCUCCCUCUGCGGGAGGGGUUUCCUGGGUGCCGGGGUUGAGUCAGCCUUACCGUCCCGGCCCGCUGCUCCUCUUGCUGCUGCUGCUGCUGCCGCCGCUAAACGCUCUCCCCGCCUUCGGCCAGGGAGGAGCCGGGCGCUGCCCCUGCCCCGACCGGGCACGGCCCCCAGCUGAUCACCUGGGGCCCCACAGAGACCCCCGCCGGCGGGCCAGCCUCACCCGGCCAGCUCCCCGCGCGGCGCCCGCCCCCUCGGCCCCGCCGUCAUGGCGGAGGACCUGGGGGCCGAGGUGCUGCUGGACCUGAGCUUCCUGACGGAGGAGGAGCACGAGGCCAUCGCCGCCGUGCUCAUCAGGGAUGCCCGGCUGCGGCUGCUGGAGGAGGGGAGGGUCAGCAAGCUGCGGGAGUCCCUGUCCGACCCGGAGCAGCUGAAGACCCUGACGGGAGACUGGUUCCACGAUGCCCGCUCCAAGCGGCACCGCCACGCCCACCUGGGCUCCGACCUCGUCCGCGCCUCCAUCCGCAGGAAGAAGAAGUCGAAGGGCGACCAGGAGCACCAGGGUGGCCAGAGCGAAGACCAGGAGGACACUGGGGAGAGAGAGAGAGCGCCUUCGGGGGCGGAGCCCGAAGCCAGGUGCCCGGUAGAGGAUGACCUCCAGGAGCAGCCGCUCCCUGAAGACCCCGAUACAGAGCCGGCCGAGGAGCCCGGAUCCCCGGCAGCAGGGGGUCCGGAGGUCCUCGAGGAAAGGUCCGGGGAGCCGGAGCCGGAGUCCGAUCCUGAUCCCCAGCGCGAUCCAGUCCGGGAUGGAGGUGCGACCGAGCGGCCGGUGUCGCCCCCGGCCCAGAGCGUCCGGGCGCUGGAGAACGGGCAGGAGGAGACGCCGAGCUCCCCCGAGGGCGGGACCGGCGACCCCGGGUCCCCCCUCUCCAAGAUGCUCAGCAGCAGCUCAUCCGUGUCCAGCCUCAGCUCGUCCACGCUGAGCGGCAGCCUGCUGAGCCUGUACAGCGAGGCCGAGCUCAGCUCGGGGCCUGUGCGUGGGGCCAUCCAGGUGUGUCUGCUCUACGAGCCGGCCCGGCGAGAGCUGCAGGUCACGGUCAUCCAGUGCCGGGGCCUGGCCGAGGCCAAGAAACGACGUUCGGACCCGUACGUGAAAAGCUACCUUCUCCCGGACAAGUCCGGCCGGAGUAAGCGCAAGACGGCGGUGAAGAAGCGCAGCCUGAACCCGGUCUACAACGAGACCUUCAAGUACCCGAUGGAGCGGAGCGAGCUGCCAGGCCGAGUGCUGAGCCUGUCCGUGUGGCAUCACGACAGCCUGGCACGGAACCUCUUCCUGGGGGAGGCCGAGAUCCCGCUGGACACGUGGGACUGGGACAGCGUCGAGCCCGCCUGGCUCAAUCUGCAGGCCCGGACCCCGGGAGGCCCGGAUGCCCUCCCGACGCGAGGCCUGCUCGCCCUGGCCCUCAAGUUCAUCCCAGCUGGGUACGAAGGCGCCGGGCUGCCGCCUAGCGGGGAGCUGCAUUUCUGGGUCAAAGACGCGCAGAAUCUCAUCCCGCUCCGCUCGGGGCCGCUCGACUCCUACGUGCAAUGCUUCGUGCUGCCCGACGACAGCCGUGCCAGCCGGCAGAAGACACGCGUGGUGAAGCGGAGCCUCAGCCCCGUGUUCAACCACACGAUGGUAUACGACGGCUUCCGGGCGGACGACCUGCGCCAGGCCUGCGCCGAGCUCACGCUGUGGGACCGUGACACCUUCACCAACCGCCAACUGGGGGGCACCCGCCUCAGCCUGGGCACCGGCAGCAGCUACGGGCUGCAGGUGACCUGGAUGGACUCCACCCCUGAAGAGCAGCAGCUGUGGAAGAAGCUCCUGGCCCAGCCUGGCGAGUGGGUGGAAGGCAUCCUGCCCCUCAGGACCAACCUCACCCCCCGCGCCUAGCUGCCCCGCCCCAAACGCCAACUCCCGCCCGCUCCCCUGCCAGGCUGUGCCCCCGGCCUCCAGGCAGGGCCCUCCUCCCUACCAGGCCCAGGAAACAAGUGCCCGGGCCGGAGGGGUCCCCGGAGGGGUGGGCGGGAGCAAUAAAAUCUAUAACAGUG